CCUGUUUAAAGAGUGAGUAUCAUGGCCGUGAUGCAUUGCGUGCUUAUUGGCUUAGUCGGCCAUUUUACGGUGCCGCGAAAAUGGCCACCAAGUUGUAUUUUGAGGAUUAAUGUGGAAUCUGCGCGAUAUUUGGACAAUCGUGUUAUAAAUUAUUAAUUUUUUGUAUUCCCCUUGGAGCAUUGACCAUGUUAGAGGAAUUGUUUGUUGGUUUUGAUAAAUAAUACGCCGUAAUUUUCGAUAAACUGGUGUAUUUCCUUCCGACUCAUGGUUGGAGCAUCGCCUCCGAAACGUGGAAGGCCAAAGAAAGACGACGCAGUCGUGCGGAUAAGAUUAACCAAGCAGAUAUAUGACAUGUGGACUACAAAAAAAGAUUCUGUUGGGUUCUCGACGAAAACGCAUAGCGAAAUUGCAGAAUAUCUUAUGAUGAAUACAUACGAAGGUCUAAGCAUCCAAACUCCUAGUAGUGGUAUGUCGAAAUAUUUAGUACGAUCACUGCAGUUUAUAUUUAUACUCUAUAUUUUCCCCAAAGUCAUGUUAUUAUGAAUUAUAUACGGCUUGUAUACAAUCUACGUUUUGUCUGUUUUAAUUUAGUGCAUCAUUCACAUGUACCAUGUAGUUCAACGCCUGCUGUAGGACAAAGGAAAGCUAGGUUAUUUGAAGAUUCAAUAUCAUCAAUUUCCAGCCAAUCUGAUAUCGAUGUUGAUGUGUGAGUAUAUUUUUCAGUUAUAAUAUGGGCUUUUACUGUGAAUAUAAAGAAUGCACGUCACGUGAUUGUUGACAAGCAAUGUUCCCUUUAUGUCAUUUGUAGUGUAAAUAUUCAUGGAGAGUCUAUUCUCAUAUUUCUGGACAUGAAGUCGAAGGUUUGGAGACUUUGGGCAUCAGUCACAGUCACACUUGUCACUCUCCAUUAAUCCUGAAUUUGGAAAACAUUUUGGCAACCCUUCCAGUUCCGAGACCGAUACUACCAGCUCAGAAUCAGAUUCCGAUUCAAGGUAAUUGAACUGUCUAUUUAAAAUCAUCUUUCAUCAUUGAUAAAGCCCCAGAGACAUGAUAUUCAUACGUUUUCCUAUAUCAAGCUUCAGACGGUGAAUUAAAGAUUGUUAACGUAAGACUGAAAUGCUUAACCCCUCACCUCAUGUACUGAUAUACAUGUACAUCGAUAUCUACACACUAAUAAUGAAGUUGAUUGGAUUUUCAAGUAUUAACAUACAGUUCUGUAUUGUUUUAAAGUGAGAACAGUUCCGAUUUUGCUGAAAGUUUCCCAGAAACAGAACAAAACCUAGAAUUUUCCAGUAACGAUGAAGAUGAGUAAGUAUAGUUUUUCCUCAUAUUUGUUGUAUUUUAGUAAUUUUAUUCCACAUAGCAUACUUCCAUACAUAAGCUAAUAACUUUUAGUGAGUUUCUUGAACCUGUUCAGUUUGUGGAUCCUGUUCUGUUCCCACCUCUCCCUCUAAAUAACAACAAAUUAAUUGUGUACUCCAUUUAAAACAGCAAAUAAUAUGAAAAGAAUACACAAUUAAAUUUUUUUGAUCACCCUGUAUAUCAAAGUAUUGAUCAGGGAGCGUAUAUGGUUUCUAAUACAUAAUGUAUUUUUGAUUUUCUGUUAAGAGCUGCGAUUUCUGGCCCACACUUGCGACCAGAAUUCUGCCGAAGGAAGUCAAGGACCAAAUAAGUAUUCUGAUGGCAGUUCCUGUCCCAGAAGAUCAUCCGAAGAUUGCCCCAUCCAUUGCCCUCAAACCAAUUCCUAAAACAAGCGAUCUUGUCCAGAGGGCACAAUCAAGGUUUGUGACAGAGCAGAUCAAUAAAGAUGCUAUACAGGGUGAAGGUCCGUCAACAUCAUGA
Molecule: messenger RNA, 1842 nt
Organism: Paramuricea clavata
Lineage: Eukaryota; Metazoa; Cnidaria; Anthozoa; Malacalcyonacea; Plexauridae
Source: the annotation of a GenBank genome assembly